UGUUUUUCGUUCCUGCUACAAUUGCAAAUAUACCUGAACCAACUGACCCAUGUGUGACGGUGAAGAAUUCCUUUUUUACACUUGUGAAACUUGCCUCAGAACUUUUUAAAAACCAGCAAGGUAAUUACAAUCGAAAUGAAACUGUGACAAUUGGAGAAAUUCCAGGAAUGAUAAAUUACAAAGAAUUGGCUACAAAAGAAGAUAUCAGAGAAAUGAAAGAAGAAUUGAUGUUGAUACGUGAUUUAGUAUGGAGGUGUGGAGGAGACACGUGUAGUGUAUUUCAUCCAAGAGACUGUCAGGACCUGUUGCAAAAAGGUUACAGAGAAAGUAAGGUGUACACAAUUUUCCCAAAGAAAGGAUCUAGAUUCCAGGUUUUCUGUGAUCAGCAGACAGACGGUGGUGGAUGGACGGUUAUACAAAGAAGACAGGAUGGAUCUGAAAAUUUCUUCAGGACCUGGGAUGAUUACAAAACUGGAUUCGGAAAUCUGUCAAAUGAGUUUUGGCUAGGAAAUGAAAAAAUCCACACAAUCACAGAAUCCGGGAAUUACACGUUACGAAUCGACUUGAAGGAUUUUUCUGGAAACACUCGAUAUGCAACCUGGAGGUAUGUACCCACCUACAGGAAAUUCAGUGUUGGAAAUGAGGAGUCGGGAUUUAUUUUGAACGUCUCACUUUAUAGAGGAGACGCUGGCAACUCAAUGUUUAUCCAUAAUGGUAUGAAAUUUGUCACAAAGGAUCGUGAUAAUGAGAAGAAAUGUGCAAAACAAACCAAAGGGGGCUGGUGGUACAAAGCUUGUCUCACAGCGAAUCUCAAUGGCCUAUAUUUGAAAGGAGAGCAUGAAUCCCUUGCUGACGGUGUGAACUGGGGUCACUGGAAAGGAUAUAGAUAUUCCCUGAUGUAUGCUGACAUGAAAAUCAGGAGAACAAGUGUCUAA
Molecule: messenger RNA, 935 nt
Organism: Saccostrea echinata
Lineage: Eukaryota; Metazoa; Mollusca; Bivalvia; Ostreida; Ostreidae
Product: ryncolin-1-like
Exons: 6
Coding region: 168-935 (255 amino acids)
Source: RefSeq, a predicted model, not a curated record